UGGGGAGCGUCCCAGCAUGCACUGGGGCAACAGCUAGUGUGUGACCCUGUUUGUUACUGCAGUUACUUGUUCCACACACUUCGAUCAGUCUGAAGCAUCAGAUAUCAGCAGCGACAUUUGGAUCCUUUUUAGUGUAAAAAACUUUGAUGUCUUGUGCUUCCACAAGGCUUCCGCCUGAAGCCUCUUGAUCCUAAUCCAAGUGACUGUCAAUAAACUGGAUGUCAUGUGACCGGCCGCUGUCAUAUGAUCGAGGUGAUUCUUUAUUGUCGGCAGCUGGCUGCAGUCACAACUUUACCUGCUGUGAGAGAAACCAAGUGAAGCUAGAUGCAGACGGCGGUAAAGAUGCAGGGGGUGCUGGUGAUGUGUUACUUCCUGUCCUCUCUACUGGGGGGUGAUGCGGCUCCGGCUGCAGAUGAGGUGACUUACCUGCCCGGUCUGCAGAAACAGCCGAGCUUCAGACAUUACUCUGGAUACCUGAGUGUGGCCGAUGGAAAACACCUGCACUACUGGUUCCUGGAGUCCCAGAACAACCCUUCCUCUGACCCGGUGGUGUUGUGGUUGAAUGGCGGCCCCGGCUGCAGCUCUCUGGACGGACUGCUGACUGAACAUGGACCCUUUCUGAUCCAGGAUGACGGAGUGACACUCCAGUACAAUCCGUACUCCUGGAACAAGAUUGCCAAUAUGUUGUACCUGGAGUCUCCAGCAGGAGUCGGCUUCUCUUACUCUGACGAUAAGAAAUACGUCACCAAUGACACAGAGGUGUCAAUGAACAACUACCUGGCUCUGAAGGAGUUCUUCAAUCUGUUUCCAGAGUUCAGCAAGAACAAACUUUUCCUAACCGGAGAGAGUUAUGGAGGAAUCUACAUUCCGACGCUGGCCGAGAGAGUGAUGGAGGAUGCCAGCCUGAACCUGCAGGGCAUUGCCGUGGGAAAUGGGAUGUCGAGCUACAAGAUGAAUGAUAACUCUUUGGUGUACUUCGCCUACUACCACGGCCUGCUGGGAAGUCAACUGUGGACCAAUCUGCAGACGUUCUGCUGCAGCAACGGGACAUGCAACUUCUACGACAACCAAGAACCGACCUGCAGUGACAGCUUGUCGGAAGUUCAGGACAUCGUCUACAGUUCGGGACUGAACAUAUACAACCUGUACGCUUCUUGUCCAGGUGGAGUUCGCCAGAGACUUAGUGUUGAACGAGGUGAGCUGGUGAUCAGAGAUCUAGGGAACUCGUUCAUGAGUCAUCGGUGGAGUCAGCUUUGGAAUCAGAAGUUACGAAGUCUGGCGUCUGUCCACCUGUCUGUCCGUCUGGAUCCCCCCUGCACCAACUCCACCCCCUCGUUCCUCUACCUGAACAACCCGUAUGUCAGAGUCGCCCUGCACAUCAGCCCCAAGGCCCUGGAUUGGGUCAUCUGCAGCGCUGAGGUGAAUUUGAAAUAUGGUCGUGUCUACAUGGACGUCAGAAAACAGUACCUGAAACUGCUCUCUGCUCUGAAGUACCGGGUCCUGGUGUAUAACGGAGACGUGGACAUGGCCUGUAACUUCAUGGGAGAUGAGUGGUUCGUCGAGUCUCUGCACCAGGAGGUGGCGGUUCAGAGGCGUCCAUGGCACUACAACAAUGAAGACGGUCUGCAGGUUGGAGGCUUCGUUAAAGAGUUUGACAACAUUGCUUUCCUCACCGUCAAGGGUUCUGGUCACAUGGUUCCAUCAGAUAAACCAAGUGCUGCCUUCACCAUGUUCACCAGAUUCAUUGAGAGACAACCCUACUGACCCCUGACCUCUGCAGAUCAACUUUCCCUCCUGCUGUUUGUUAGGACUCCUCAGGCUGCCAUACUUUUUAUGAUUGAUUUUGUUUUUGUUUUUAUUUUUUUCCCUCACUGCCAACCAAUCAGCAUAGCUCGCUUCUGUGUUGCCUGGCAACCAGAUUAUUGUUGCAGGAAAAGAAACGUCUCAACCUCAGUCAGUCACCUGGCAGCCUUAUGUGGUUGUCCAUGGAAACAAGAACUGCCGUCAGUCUGUCCGUUGAUUUAAUGUGAAACAUCUUCUGGUGUUCUGUUUUGAUUUUUAAAGGGAAAAAACAGAAAAUAAAGUUGGAUUCUUAACGUGGA
Molecule: messenger RNA, 2102 nt
Organism: Xiphias gladius (swordfish)
Lineage: Eukaryota; Metazoa; Chordata; Actinopteri; Istiophoriformes; Xiphiidae
Gene: ctsa
Product: cathepsin A
Exons: 15
Coding region: 325-1764 (479 amino acids)
Biological process (GO): proteolysis
Molecular function (GO): serine-type carboxypeptidase activity
Source: RefSeq, a predicted model, not a curated record